ACAAACCCUUCCCUCCCCGGAGUCCCACCUUUCUUGGUCCUAACGGCUCGCCAACCGCCCACGUUUCUCACAAUUCCACAUGCAUUCACUCUCAAGUCUCACCCCACCCCUCCCCUCUUUAUAUCCCCUUCCCUCUCCACCUCCCCACCUUGCAAAAAUGUACUCCAUCCACGACCACAUGCUCCACUGCCCCCCACUGCCUUCAGUGGACCGCAACUGGAAGUCCGCCACCGAGCUUGCCCCCAACUGCCCUCGCUGCGCCUCCUCCAACACCAAGUUCUGCUACUACAACAACUACAGCCUGUCUCAGCCCAGGUACUUCUGUAAGGGAUGCCGAAGGUACUGGACCAAAGGCGGUUCUCUCAGGAAUGUCCCUGUCGGCGGCGGUUGUCGCAGGAACCGCCGCACCAAGUCCGCUAGGCUGUUGCAAAGCAAUCGGAAGAGCUUUAGUAGUUUAGAUACGAACCAUAGUUCUCCUCAAUCCGACUCAAUGAGUGAACUCGCUUCCUCCAACGGAUCAUCAGAUAUUGAUUUAGCAGCUGUUUUUGCCAAAUUCUUGAAUAAUGAUAAUCAAAACACAAGCUUUUCGCCAGAUUUCGUCAGUCAAGAAUCGGCUCCGACGGACGAGACUAAUUCGAAUUCUUUGAAAUCCAACGGCGGCCCGUCCGAUUCGAUCCAGAAAAUACCGCAAUCACUUCUGACGCCAUCGCAAGAGCAGACCAGUAUUCAGGAGUUCUGGGAAACGGACAUGAAUGUCUUGGGAUUGCAGAAUUUGUUAAACGAUGAUGCCGUACAAGAUGCUCUGUGGCCCGAUACCGCUACAAUGACGACGGCGAACCUUUCGUGGCAACCGGUAAUGCAAAUGCAAGAGUUGGAUUCCUUUGCCGCCGAUCAUGAUCUGCUAAAGAAUUUUUCCACGAACUUAGUGACUGAUAUUUGGAGUACUCCCUUGGAUCCUACAAGUUUCGAGAUUUUUUCUAAACCUUGAUGUAGAAUUUAAUUAGUUAUAUUACUUGUUUUCGUUUGUUUCUUUCUUAAAUCUUCUUCUCAUUUCUUAAAGUGAAGAAUGGAGAGGAGAUAAUACUUUCUUAUAAAUUCAUGAAAGUGAA
Molecule: messenger RNA, 1109 nt
Organism: Rubroshorea leprosula
Lineage: Eukaryota; Viridiplantae; Streptophyta; Magnoliopsida; Malvales; Dipterocarpaceae
Source: the annotation of a GenBank genome assembly